Messenger RNA from Spirodela intermedia, 1857 nucleotides. The record is from the annotation of a GenBank genome assembly. NCBI's taxonomy places the organism in Eukaryota, Viridiplantae, Streptophyta, Magnoliopsida, Alismatales, Araceae.
AUGGAAGCGCCGGAGAGCUUUCAGGGGGGACAUCGCCGGAGGGGGAACCACCAGUGCGCCGCCCUGGAGAAGCAGGGGAGGUCCCCUGGCGACGCCUUCCUUGUUGAGGACCUCCUUGACUUCUCAAACGAGGAAGGCGGCCUCUGCGAGGGAGACGAGGUGGGACUCGAGGCGGCGCCGGUGGAGUCGACCCCCGCGGCCGUCGACAGCAGCUCCUCCUCCGCAUCAGAGCCGCAGUUUCCCGGCGAGCACGGCAUCUCCGAGGUCGGUCUCUCGGACGGCCUUUCUGUACCGGUGAGGAGGAAUGUUUCCCUUUGAGCAUUUGAUUUCCUUCGAAUUUCGUGGAAAGUUUCGUCGCAUCGGUGAAUUUUAUUUGCUCCUCCGACCUCAGAUUUUCUCGUAUUUUGCGAAUUUAAUCGUUGAAAUAUGCGAGAGAUCUCGACGUCGGGAUUACUUUUUUUUAAUCCUCGGAUAAAUCGCGCGGUAAAUGCCGCAAUCUCGUUGAACAGAAGGUAGUGUGCAGCAAUCAUGGAUAAUCGAAUCGACAAAAGGAAUUUUCUCGUUUUCCGGAAAAGGUUGCGCAUGAGUUUUGAAUUUUUCGGCUCGUCCGCUGUCGCUUUCCUUCCGCUCUUCUCUCCUGGAGGGAACGAAGAUACUCGCGCGCUCCACGAGUUUUUGAAUUCUCAUGCGUUUCUGCAGGUUUCCACUGAGCCAUUAUCUCCUCCCCUCAGGCCUUUCGUUACGAAAGUCGUCCUCCGGUUUUUCCUUCUCCUCUGGGAAAAGGCGAGCGGCCAUUGCUUGAUUGACAGGUUGGAUAACGCCAUCUCCCGAUUUAUUCCCCCACUUUAAUCGUCUUCCUCGUGUUCUUGCGAUUUCCCGCACUGAUGGCGAGGACUGUAUCCUGAUCUUCCUAGCCCCACUUUUCGAAAAUUAAAUGUUAAGGCUCCAGAUCGCAGAGCGGAGAUGAAACGUGUGCGAUUCGAAUUCAUUGUGCCGGUCUUCUGGUCCCGAACCAUUCGCCAUGAAAAAGAUUAACCGGACGGUAACACCUGCGGAAUCGAACCAGGUUUUUCGGAGAGUCGUCCGGCCGAUCGGAGCCGGCCGCCCUCAGAUAAGAUUAAAAUCCGUUCUGAUCUUCAUCUCUCUGAUCCAAGCUUGUUCUUGCGAUGGAAACAGUACGACGAGCUGGCGGAGCUCGAAUGGCUGUCGAACUUCGUGGAGGAGUCCUUCUCCGGCGACGAUCUGCACAGGCUGCUGCUGAUCUCCGGCGCUGCCGCCAAGUCCUCUUCUCCGCUGUCCUCCGGCGGCCGGAGCGAGCUCUCCACAGAACCAGCAGCGGUAACGCUACCCCCGGAGGCUCACGUCCCUGGUAAGGCCCGCAGCAAGCGCUCCCGCCAAAGCUCCUCCUCCACCUGGUCGUCCCGCCUUCUGGUCCUCUCGCCGGUCACCUCCUCCGACGACGACGGUGAGAAGAAGGAGGAGGCAGCUAUUGGGCUGGAUGGGCCUAAUGGGCAGGACGGGAGGAGGUGCCUCCACUGUGCCACCGACAAGACCCCCCAGUGGCGGGCCGGGCCCAUGGGGCCCAAGACCCUCUGCAACGCCUGCGGGGUCCGGUUCAAGUCCGGUCGGCUGGUGCCGGAGUACCGGCCCGCCGCCAGCCCCACCUUCGUUCCCACCCGCCACUCCAACUCCCACAGGAAGGUUCUGGAGCUCCGCCGCCAGAAGGAGAUUGACCCGCCGGCAACCGCCGCCCGCCACCUCCACCCCUGCGGGACCUACCAGCAUCCCCCCGCCGCCGCCGCCGACGACUUCCUCAUCCACGCCCGCGUGGGCCCCGACUUCCGGCAGCUCAUCUGA